Messenger RNA from Tympanuchus pallidicinctus (lesser prairie-chicken), 1876 nucleotides. RefSeq names its product reticulon 4 receptor (gene RTN4R). Gene Ontology annotation, molecular function: protein binding. Gene Ontology annotation, cellular component: plasma membrane. Bases 208 to 1659 code for a protein of 483 amino acids. The record is from RefSeq and is a predicted model, not a curated record. NCBI's taxonomy places the organism in Eukaryota, Metazoa, Chordata, Aves, Galliformes, Phasianidae. The transcript has 2 exons.
GGGAGCCUCGCCUGGAUGCUGACUCCAGCUCGGGGGCUGCUCAUUCCCCCGAUGAGCGAGGGCACCGGCACAGGGAGAGCCCCCUCCCCGCGCUCCGCUCCGCGCUCGGGCUGAAGUUUUUGCACGAGGACCUGCUCCGCUUUCUCAAGGAUUGUACCGCCGCCGCUCGACUUUGCGCCUCCAGACGUGCCUUCCCCGACCCCUAAGAUGAAGAGGGCGAUAGCUGAAGGAAGCAAACUGCUGAUUUUGGUGCUUUGCUUGAACAUCCAGUCAGAAGUGGAGUCUUGCCCUGGAGCGUGUGUGUGCUACAGUGAACCGAAGAUCACAAUAAGUUGUCAGCAGCAAGGACUGACAGCAAUCCCCACGGAGAUACCCAUCCAGAGCCAGCGCAUCUUCUUGCACAACAACAAGAUAACCCUUGUGAGGUCCACCAGCUUCACGUCGUGUCGCAACAUGACAAUUCUUUGGAUCCACUCCAACAACAUCAGCCUCAUUGAGCCUGGAGCCUUCUACGGACUCAACAAACUGGAGGAGUUGGAUCUCAGUGACAACACGAACCUGAAGUCUAUCAAUCCCGUCACUUUCCGUGGUCUUGUUCACCUCCACACCUUACAUCUGGAUCGUUGUGGGCUCAUGGAGCUCUCCACGGGGCUUUUUCGAGGGUUGUUUUCCUUGCAGUAUCUCUACCUUCAGGAUAAUAACCUGCAGAACCUGCUGGAUGACACCUUCAUAGAUCUGGCGAACCUCACCUACCUGUUUUUGCACGGUAACAAAAUCAAGAGCUUAUCAGAGAACGUCUUUCGUGGGUUAAUCAACCUCGACCGGUUGCUUCUGCAUCAGAACAGAGUCAGCCUGGUCCACCGCCGGUCUUUUCACGACCUUGGGAAAGUGAUGACCUUGUAUCUGUUUAACAACAACCUGACCGUGCUCACAGGGGAAACCAUGGCACCCCUGGUGUCCCUCCAGUAUCUGCGCUUAAAUGGCAACCAAUGGAUCUGUGACUGCCAGGCUCGGUCUCUCUGGAAUUGGUUUAAGCAGUUUAAAGGGUCAUCUUCAGAGCUGGAGUGCCACCUUCCACCACGCUUGGCAGGGAGAGACCUCAAAAGGCUGCAGAGCUCUGACUUGGAAGGAUGCAUCGACUCUUUCAACCAGAUUCGAACGAGCGUUUUUAGCACUAAGACCAGAUCUGGUAAACUGGCCACCGGGAGUCCACCUCUCAGCUCCCAUGAUGGCUCCAUGAAGUGCUGCCAGUCAGAAAUGGAUAAAUCUUUUAUAUACGAAGCUAAAGGCAAGGCAGGUCCUUCUUCCCACAGCAGCCGGCCGUCCUCCAACAACCCUCUCAAGGAUAAGGAGAACAUGUCCAAAACCAAGUACGUUGAGACGGACCCUUCCAAAAACGGCAGCAACAAGCAGAUAAACGAUUCCCCUUUUGGGACCUUCCCCAGCAUUGUAGACCCUCCAUUGACCAAGUUGAGACCAGAGUUUCUAGAGCCUAUUGAACCUUCCACAGUCCCAACCAAAAAGAGGCAGGGCUGCUCUAAAAAGAACAAAUCAAAGGCCCAGUGCCGCCUCACCCAGCAAGGAAACAGCUCCACGUUACAGCUCAGCCUAAGCCUUUUGAUCCCCCCUUUGGUGUGGAGCUUACUGUUACUCUGCUAAAAUUAACUCUUUUUCCUGGGUUGAUGACACUUUAAUACUAGACUUUUGCUGACCUCCAUAAAUGUUGCAAACAAAAGCAAACUACCAUCCACCCCGAGAAAGCUUUGUUACACAAAAGUUAACUGGAUGCCUUUAUAUAAAAACAAAACACACACACACACACACAAAAAAAAAACAACAACACAAAACAAAAGCAAACAAAAAAGACAAACAAAAA